ACGUCGUUUUUUGCUUUUUUUCAAAAUACAAAUUUUCAAAAACUUUCGCCCUUGCUCGCUGAGGCCACUUUGUUUCUUGUUUUAAAAUAAAAAAUUCACAUUUGGGUCCUCAAAAAUCCAAAACAUAAAAUCUCAUAUAAAUACGAUAUCAAUCGGCUAAAUUGUUAUUAUUUCCCUACAUCAGUUGGAAAAUUUUCAGUCAACCCCCCCCCCUCUCAAACCGCUAUAUAUUUUCGUUCCUAGAAAUGUUCCCAAAUCAUAUUUCUACCGCUGGUCUUGUACUGAUAGGUUAUGGUAUAAAAAAUGAAUUUUGUUGAGUAGAAUUGAAUAUUAUUUAUAAUAGGGUUAAUUUAUGGCAUUUCAAUGGCGGCACUAGUUUUUGAUCACUUUUCGAAGUUCGUGUGAAACGACAUUUGCCAUUGCCUGCUUUUAAACAUAUCAACUGAUCACGUAACACAACACUUCAUCGCCAUUCUUCAUUCAAGUCAUAAUAGGAGGACAUAGGUGGCCGGUGGGUACUACUUUGAUAGCAGUAUUAAGCAGUUUAAUAUUACUUCAUUUCUACUUUGAUUUAACAAUUUAUUUCACAGUAGAUUUUUUGUCUGUUUUUUUUCCUAACUAACUCAUUAAAUAUUUGCCUACUACCACCAUCAUCGCCGCCGCCACCACCACCACCACCACCCCCCCCAAAAUUUUACCGGGCAUUUGCCCGGUAAAGUAUUAGAGUGCACGCCACUGACUGAAACGAUCAACAUGUCAUCGUGCCAAUCUAGCUUUUCAACCUGUGCGCGCUCAGAAGAAUGCUGGUGUAGUACAGUUGAAUUUCAUGAAAUGGAGCGUACUUGGAAUAUAGAUGAUUUUAGUGUUCUGGAGCAGGAAGAUGAAACUAUUUCAUCUUCUUUAUUCUCAGCAGAUUCCAAUGAUAAUUUUAAAUGGUAUUUGGACUUUGAACCGGAAUGCGUCGGGUAUAGUGGAAAAAAUACUAUGUGUCUAUACUUAUGUCUGAGCAAGGAACAUAGUACUCGCAAAAGAGUAUUUGCAAAAUUUGGUUUUUCAAUUUUAAGUAACGAUGGUCAUUCAGAGAAUAAUUUUACCGUGGGUUUCAAGUAUCACGAAUUCAACAGCGAAUCGGAUGUUGAUGUUGAAGGAUGGGGAAAUUUUCUCAGUAAAGAUGACACUUUCAAGAAUAAAUUUUUAAAAAACGACACGUUAACGAUUACAUUUUACUUGACGUUUUUUGAAAUAAACGACAAAAGCAUGCCUGAAAUCUUUAGUCGGUGUAAUAUCGCUCAUUUCCAACAUCUUUCGAAAAAUUUAAAAUCAGCGUUUGAGAAUCGCGAUUUUACAGACUUUACGAUUUCAGUGGAAGGUAAAGAGUAUCCAGUUCAUAAGAUUAUUUUAGCUUCUUGCAGCGAUUACUUCGCCACGAUGUUCAAAACUGGUAUGAAAGAGAGUGCGGAAAAUCGUGUAGUAAUUACUGACGUAGAUGAGGCUGUUAUGGAUGAAGUAUUAAGGUUCAUUUACACGGGUAAAUGCGAAAAUAUCGAUUAUUUAGCUUACGAUUUAUUAGCAGCUGCAGACAAGUUUGACAUAGGUCAUCUGAAGAAGAUUUGCGAAGACUCGGUUUACAAGUCUUUAUCGGUAGAUAAUGCGUUGAAUGUUUUGAUAUUGGCUGAUCGGCAUAAUGCUAAUGAAUUGAAAUCAAAGACGAUUGACUUUAUCGUUGAUGAAUCUUCAGAAGUCAUGAAUUCGACAUCUUGGAACGAGAUCAUGUUGAAGCAUCCAAGAUUACUGAAUGAAGUGAAGGAGCGAGCUGGUUCUUCUUGAAUCAAGAAUACUUCCGGCUAGAAGUAACCGAUACCUUUACCUACUUAAGUUCAGUGUCUACUAGUAAGAAUGUUAGUUCUCAUUCAUUAGGAGACAAUGUCUAGUUCCUGAUUCGAUUACUUAAUUUUUUGUAGCUUAAAUGUAAACAGGUAUUAGUUUUAAUUUUUAUUACUUGCCUACUUCAUUUGUGUUAAUUUUUGUUUAGCUACAUGGAUACCUACCUAAUAUAUUGUAUCGUUACAUAUCUACUUAAAAUAGAAUAGGUACAUGGGAUAUUUUCAUUCAUUUAUCAUUUAAAAAUUUACUCUUUUAUUGCUUAAAUUUAAACGGGUACCUAUAUAUUAAUUUCAAUUUUUAUUACCUACUUGCAUCAUUUUUGUUCAUUUUUGUUUACAAU
Planococcus citri (citrus mealybug) is the source of this 2224-nucleotide messenger RNA. Its product is annotated as protein roadkill-like. The transcript has a single exon. The record is from RefSeq and is a predicted model, not a curated record. The coding region runs from base 754 to 1827 and encodes 357 amino acids. Gene Ontology annotation, cellular component: cytoplasm; nucleus. Gene Ontology annotation, molecular function: ubiquitin protein ligase binding. Gene Ontology annotation, biological process: regulation of proteolysis; proteasome-mediated ubiquitin-dependent protein catabolic process. Lineage: Eukaryota; Metazoa; Arthropoda; Insecta; Hemiptera; Pseudococcidae.